Botrytis sinoallii is the source of this 1833-nucleotide messenger RNA. RefSeq lists its product as uncharacterized. Gene Ontology annotation, biological process: protein polyubiquitination. Gene Ontology annotation, molecular function: ubiquitin protein ligase activity; metal ion binding. The transcript is spliced from 5 exons. The record is from RefSeq and is a predicted model, not a curated record. NCBI's taxonomy places the organism in Eukaryota, Fungi, Ascomycota, Leotiomycetes, Helotiales, Sclerotiniaceae. The coding region runs from base 1 to 1833 and encodes 610 amino acids.
AUGUUGGGUAACGGAGCGCCACAACCGCCGCAGCCGCAGCAUAUGCGAAAUGGCAGCAGCUCCAACACUCAAUAUCCUCGUCAUAUGAGCACCGGUAGCUUAAAUAUUCCAAAUGGUCAAUCGGGUCCUAUCAAUGGUGGUUCUGCUAGAGCAGAUGGUGUUGCAAGAAGUCCUCCUACUAGACAAAAUACCGGUCAUGUUCCGUGUAAAUUCUUUAGACAAGGUACUUGUCAAGCUGGUCAAGCUUGUCCUUUCAGUCACGAUCUAGCUAGCACAACUGAUAAUGUCUGCAAAUACUUCUCAAAGGGUAACUGCAAGUUCGGACCUAAAUGCGCAAAUAUACACGUUCUCCCCGAUGGAAGACGAAUCAAUUAUAGUAAAAAUAUGCCACCGAUGGCUCCGGGACUAAACAUUGGAGGACGAAUAAACCCAGAUCCAUAUCAUGGACAAGGCUCGGCUUUAACCACUUCCUUUGCUCGAGCUCAAGGUGUACCGCCUUCACCAUAUGGUCAACCUUACUCACCUUUUGCCAUACAAGAGGAUGGAUUUGUUCCCAUGAUUGGCAGGCAGCAAGGUAUUGAUAUCGGUAUCCCUACGAUCGAAGCGAGUUAUGCCUCGCAUCCCGGAUCAAAUUAUGGAUCGCCUAGAGAUGAUAUAAUGGAUCGAUUUGGUGGGGGACUUUCGCCAGUUGCAGCAAAAGGUUUGAGUGUGUUGGAUGCUCCUUUGCCAGCUUCCUUCGAUAGUAAUGGUGUUUCGUGGAUUGCAAGACAUGGAAAGAUUGCAUCCUCAGUUCCUACGACCUUUGGUAUCGAUUCUCCUCCAGCAUCAUCAGUCGGUGGGGGAAAGCCAUCGGAUGCCUUGAGAAACCUACAUAGCUCUGCAUUCGGAGAUGAUACCAGAGAUCGAUUCCAUGGCAUUGCAUCAUCUCCACCAUCCGAAGAAUACUUUGGCAAGCGCACUAUGCAUUCUCAACGAUCGAACAAACCAAAGAUGAUAUCAGCCAGUCUUCCUAAGGGACGCGAGGAGCAAGAUUGGGGUGAGGCUUUUAACUUUGAAGAAGAUUUACUGCCAGAAUCUCUCAACGAUCUUAUGACACCCGCAGAGAAAGCUAGAAGAAAUUCUCGGGCUGCGUAUGACGAAUCCAAGCCAUCUCGAGGAUUCUACGACGAGAUCAGAUCUACAUCUUACACCCCAAGCAAUGACACCCCGACAAAAUUCGGCUCUCCAUCAAACGGAAGUCCUUCAAGGUGGAAUGCUUACUUUCAAUCAAAACCCAAGGAAGAAGAAAUUUCUCGAGCGUCUGUGUUUGGACAUGUUGGCUCUCCUCUUCGCAACUCCCUUCUUCAUGAAGGAGCCAGUCCUGGCUCUAGAGCAAUUGCUCGACCUAAUACAUCUGGUGAUGCAUCUUCAUUCAUUGCGUCUCCUCCUCGUCAUACCCCUCUGUCUAUGAUUUCUCAGCAACUCCAACGAACUCGUCUUUCCGGAACUGAACCUAUUGGUAGCGGAUCCAGCCUUCUUUCAUCGUCAUCAGCGCGCACUACAACUACUCCUACAAGUUCAAGUCGAUCACCUUUUGCAGCUGAUAGACAAACUAGCUCAAGUAGUAUUGGUGGCAGUGGCAGAUUCACAACACCUAUUGAUGAGGAACAGGGUGAUUUUGUCUUCAACAUGGAAGGUAUGGAUGAUGAUGAAAGAAGUCAAAAGAAAAGCAGUCCUUGGAACAUCGCAGGAAGUGACAAGAGCCCAAAUCUAGCUGCUAUUGGUGGGGGUCGAACCAUUCCAACAAAAAAACCCAACGGCGGUGGUAUCGAUGGAAUGUUUGGUGAACAAUGA